Molecule: messenger RNA, 1155 nt
Organism: Daphnia pulicaria
Lineage: Eukaryota; Metazoa; Arthropoda; Branchiopoda; Diplostraca; Daphniidae
Exons: 2
Coding region: 44-1030 (328 amino acids)
Molecular function (GO): protein binding
Source: RefSeq, a predicted model, not a curated record
CCGUAUUUCAGACAUUCAUCCUCGACUUUCAACUUGGUGAAGAAUGGGAAGCAAAAUGGAUAAUGAAAUGGGGAUGUCAAUUUUGAGCUCGAUUCUUCACCGCAUGUCCUACCCUAACAUGGUGGUUUCCAAGGAAGAUGGCUUUUCCGAUACCAUUGACGUCAAAGACCUCCACAGUUUGUUGCUGAAAGGAUGCCAAAGAAAUCAGAGAAUCCCUCAAAGCUCAAAUCUCACUCUGGUGGAGCGUGAAUGUUCAGAAGGAAUCCUAAUCCACGUGAAAACAUUGACUGGCAAAACCAUAAACAUCAAUAUAAAAGUCACAGCAUGUGCCAAAGAUGUGAAGGAAAAAAUUCUGUGCAGGGAAGGUAUUCCCCUUGACCAACAGCGCUUGAUUUUUGCUGGCAGGAAACUGCUGGAUGAUGAAAUAUUGGAUCAUGUCGGAAUCAAGAAUGACAGCACUUUACAUCUUCUUCUCAGACUUCGUGGAGGAGGACCAGGAAUUCUACUGUCUGCCGAUGGACUAUUGGAUGAAAGAUUUCAUUUUGAUUUCACCUCGGUUGUCGACAAAAAGGCAUUCAGCCGAGGUGGACUGGUCUACAUUCGUCCAUGCGGAUGGAAACGUUUCGCUUUGAAAGUCGGCGGCAAGUACAAGGACAACACCUGGCUGCUGGGCAAAGGCAAUCGACCCGAUCCUUUCUCAUCUGCCGAAGAAGAAUGGCCCGUCUCGUACCACGGAACGUCGUACAACAACGGCCUGUCCAUCGCCGAGGAAGGAUACAGAUUGAGCCAGUGCAAGCGAUUCAAACACGGAUUCGGCAUUUAUUCGACUCCCGAAAUCGAUGUGGCGUUCAAAUACGCCGAAACGAGGAAACAAGCGGAUGGCAAAACUUACAAGGUCGUCAUCCAAAAUCGCGUCAACCCCAAAACGUUGAUCAAAAUCGACAAAGUUGAGACCAAAGUCGGUGAAUAUUGGAUCUCGCCGAGUGAAGAAGACAUUCGUCCCUACGGUUUCUGCACUCGAGAAUGUUGAAUUUCAUUUUGGUCUAAACUAAGUAAACUUUUAAGUUUUAAGUAAUUGAUUUUUGUUGGAGCACCAGCAAUCCUUUUUGUAACCUCGACUUUUUAACAAAGAACAAAACAAUGUUUCCGUUUUCA